AAUCUGUGACGCCCUCAGUUCAUUUCCCAAGAAACGAUACCUAAAUCAUGCAGUAUAUAAAACUCAGCCCAGUCCAAUACUCAUUAAAGCAGAGAAAGACAUGGGGCUUUUGACAUUUGCAUUAGUUGGAGCAGGAGCAACCGGCGCUGUGGUCGGGGCUCCUUUUGUCCUGGCUGGUAUAGGUUUCACCUCAGCUGGCAUUGCAGUGGGUUCCUAUGCUGCUAGCAUGAUGUCAGCUGCUGCAGUUGCUAAUGGAGGAGCAGUGGCAGCAGGAAGCACAGUGGCUGUUUUGCAGGCAGCAGGUGCAGCUGGUCUGACAGGAACUGUCACUGCAGCGGUGGCCGGCGCUGGAGGAGCAGUGGGAGGGCUGGUUGCACUCCUAGUCUGAAAAUGGAACAAGAUGAAUUUUACUUUGACUUUACUUUGACUUUUGCCAAAUGAUGGAAGCAAUUGCUAAUUAUUAUUUUUUUGUACUAUUAACUAAAUAGCACUUUUAUCAUCUCAGACAGCUGACUUGUUUUGUGCAAUAAAUCUUCCAAACCUGUGAAA
Messenger RNA from Dicentrarchus labrax (European seabass), 549 nucleotides. RefSeq names its product interferon alpha-inducible protein 27-like protein 2A. The record is from RefSeq and is a predicted model, not a curated record. Gene Ontology annotation, biological process: apoptotic signaling pathway. Gene Ontology annotation, cellular component: membrane; mitochondrion. NCBI's taxonomy places the organism in Eukaryota, Metazoa, Chordata, Actinopteri, Moronidae. The transcript is spliced from 4 exons. Bases 101 to 388 code for a protein of 95 amino acids.